Messenger RNA from Orbicella faveolata, 4725 nucleotides. RefSeq names its product elongator complex protein 1-like. Lineage: Eukaryota; Metazoa; Cnidaria; Anthozoa; Scleractinia; Merulinidae. Gene Ontology annotation, molecular function: protein binding; tRNA binding. Gene Ontology annotation, cellular component: elongator holoenzyme complex; cytosol. The record is from RefSeq and is a predicted model, not a curated record. Gene Ontology annotation, biological process: tRNA wobble base 5-methoxycarbonylmethyl-2-thiouridinylation.
GGUGAGGUUAGGCUGGUGAAGUAGUAUAUGUGUCUGGUGUGUGCGUAAAAGCACCAAAAGUGCAAAUUUGUCCCCAGACUUUUGUCCAUGAUUGUAGUUGUAUUACUCUCCAUACAGGUUGUAAGCACAGUUUCACUAAUAACUGAGGGCUACUUGCCUGAAGAUGGUAGUGGUCACAUUAUAGCAAUACAGCAUUUGCCAGAUGUGGACUCAGUAUGUGCAGCGAUUGAUAAAGGAGAUGUAAUUCUUUGGAAUACAUUAACUGAUCAGAUUGAAUGUGUUGGUAGUGUGGACAGUGGAUUGAGAUGUAUGGCAUGGAGUCCAGACCAAGAACUUGUAGUUUUCAUGACAGGGGAAGAAACAGUGAUCAUGAUGACAAAGGAUUUUGAUCCCAUUUUGGAGUUUCCUUGCCACUCUGAGGAGUUUGGUGAAGAGAAGCCAAUUACAGUUGGCUGGGGAAAGAAAGAAACCCAGUUUCAUGGCUCAGUAGGCAAACCAACAGCUGUUAAUGUGCAAGAAAUCAUUGCAAGACCUGCAGCUAGCUGGGAUGACAAGGUGCCAAGGAUAAGUUGGCGUGGUGAUGGACAGUUUUUUGUUGUUAGUACAAUCCAUCCUCAAACUGGUGCACGAACAUUGCGGGUGUGGAGCAGAGAAGGGGUGCUCAGUUCUACCAGUGAAAAUGUUGAUGGCUUGGAGCAGGCUUUAUUCUGGAAGCCAUCUGGUAGCUUAAUAGCUUCAACCCAGCGUAAGCCACAUAGACACGAAGUGGUUUUCUUUGAGAGGAAUGGGCUUAGACAUGGAGAGUUUAUACUGCCCUUUGGCAAGAUGGAAACAAAAGUAGUGGAAGUGGCAUGGAAUAGUGAUUCAUGUGUGCUAGCUUUGUGGGCUGAAGAGUUACCAAGCCAAGAAAUACCACAGUCACAAGAAUUUCUCCCAAAGUCUUAUGUUCAGUUGUGGUCUGUUAACAACUACCACUGGUAUCUCAAGCAACAGAUGGAAUUCCCAGCAUCGCUGAAAAACAGAGUGGCAUGUUUCAUUUGGGAUCCUGAAGUCCCCUUGAGGCUCCACAUUAUGACAAGAGGAGGUCAUUACUUCUACUAUGAAUGGUUUUGGAGCACAGUUCACAGUGAAGGGAUUAGUGAGUCCAACAUGUCUACAGUUGCAGUAAUAGAUGGAGCUAAGUUGCUGCUAACUCCAAUGAAGCAUAUGGUUGUGCCUCCACCAAUGUCAGCAUAUGCUGUAGAGCUGCCGUCACCUGCCUCUUGUGUCAGUUUUUCUCCCGCACCCUGCUGUGGUGACAUAGCAGUUUUGCUGUCCAGUGGAAGAAUAGCAUUGUUCAAAUUGCUGGCAGAGAAUGGCAUCAAGGAAGAAUUCAAGCCACCUGGGAAGCCACCAAAACUUGUUGGUAUUUACAGCAUAGACACCACGGAUCAUCCAUCAGUCUGGACAGGCCCCUUAAGUUGGCGUCAGUUGAUCUGGUGGAGGCAGAACACCCUUAUCGCAGUUGGGUGGGACACCAUGACUCAGAGAGACAUUCUUUGUGAAAUCGAAAUUUUGACAGAAAAUGAUAACAGCAGAAUUGUCAUCAGGCACAAAACAGAAACAGACCAGCCAGUACUUCGCUUGUGUCUCAGCCGUCACUCUGAAUCUGUAGUUGUGGAACUCCUGGAUGGAAACUUAUUAAGAUACACCUCAGAUACAAACCAAGCUACUUUCUCUCCAUGGACAUCUAGUCGUGGAGGCGAAGUUUCCCUCCCUCAGCCCUGCCAGUGUUUGAAGACAGCUUUAGUGGGAAAUGAGGAAGUUGUGAUAGGCCUUACAGAGCACUCAAGAUUAUAUGUUAAUGACAAAGAGGUGUCUUCAAAUUGUACUUCCUUUGCAGUACAUGACGAAUUCCUUCUUUUAACGACGCAUGCGCACACGCUGCGUUGUAUCAGCCUCUUACCAACUACUCGAGGCUUACCAGUUUUAGUUGAGAACAAACCACACCCGUUAGAUGAAAAUAUAAGACGUGUCGAGAGAGGGUCUCGAAUUGUCGUGGCUGUUACACAAGAUACGAAAAUCGUACUACAGAUGCCUCGUGGGAAUUUAGAGACUAUUCAUCCCCGAUCUCUGGUGUUGUCCUAUUUGCAAAAAUGUUUAAAUGGUUUAAAUUAUCGAGAUGCCUUUUUAGCCAUGCGACGGCAUCGGAUCAACCUUAAUUUAAUACACGACCAUAACUCUAAGCUCUUCCUGGAUAACCUGGAGUCAUUCAUAAACCAAGUGGAAUCUGUUAACUUCAUCAAUCUCUUCCUUACAGAUCUCAAAGAGGAUGACGUGACUGUCACGAUGUAUGCUGAUUAUUACUCAGAACCGAGACAAUCAUCAGCGGUAUCUGCUACAGACAGCAGUAAAGUUGAUCGAGUUUGUGAAGCCUUGCGAACCGCGUUAGAUGCUGCUGGCCAUAACAAAUAUCUUCUUUCCAUCUUAACCACGUACGUGAAGAAGAACAACCCAGCGCUAGAGAAAGUUUUGACCAUCAUGAAGGAUUUGAAAGCGAAUCCUUUAAACACAACUGAACCUGGAUCUGUUACGUCAGAGGAAGCCCUUAAAUACGUUCUCUUUUUGGUAGAUGUCAAUCAAAUGUAUGACGUAGCGCUAGGAAUGUACGAUUUUGAGUUGGUGCUCAUGGUCGCUGAAAAAUCACAAAAGGAUCCAAAGGAAUAUCUGCCAUUUCUAAACAACCUACGGAAAAUGGAGACGAAUUUCCAGCGAUACUCCAUAGACAAGUACCUGAAACGUUAUAGCAAAGCUAUUCAACACCUGAGUUUAUGCAGCCCUGAACAUUUCGAAGAGCUUGUUUCAAUUGUGAAAGAAAACUGUUUAUUCAAAGAGGCGCUGAAGCUCUACCCACAAUCCAGUGAACAGCACAGAGAGCUGUCAAUUGCCUAUGGCGAGCACCUUGUUUCAAACAAGAGAUACGAGGAAGCUGGUUUAGUAUUUACCCGUUCUGGAGCCCACGAACAAGCGUUGUCCUCAUUCCAGAAGAGCGGAAACUGGAGACAAGUGUUUUGUAUGGCUUCUCUCCUGCAUUACACAGGCGAACAAGUGAUUUCAUUGGCUAGAACUGUGGCAGGUUAUUUGCAAGGACACAAGCGUCCUCUUGAAGCCUCUAGGGUCUUGGAAGAAUACGCCAAGGACCCCGAGGAGGCGAUAGCUGCUCUUAUAGACGGAAUGCAGUGGGAAGAAGCGUUGAGAUUGAUGUAUAAACACGAGCGCACAGAUAUUGUGGAGACGCAUCUGAGAGGCGCGUUAGAGGAAGCAUUCAACAAUAACAUGAGCACGAUAGAAGAUCAGAAGGGAUUAUAUGAUAAAUAUACCAAGCGGCUUCAAGUUGUCAGGGAUAUAAAAGAGCGCCAAAAUGUAGAGUUUCAAGAGAGUGGCCUGGCACGAGACGAUACAGACCUAUACUCCGAUACGAGUAGUGUGGGAAACAACUCCGAAUAUGGAACUAGCACCAGUUCACGUGGGACGAGAUCAACCGGGAGAUCCUCCAAAAAUCGUCGUAAAACUGUACGGAAGAUGUACAGCCUGAAAGAGGGAAGCAAGUUCGAGGACUUUGCUUUAAUGGAGGCACUUUCUGACAUCACUCAAGCUGUGAGCAAGUCAACUGACGAUGUAGCGGCAUUGCUUAAGAUGUUGGUGUUGUUCGAUCACGAGGAACAAGCUGCCCUUCUUCAGACCAACUUUCAACAACUUAUCGCAACGAUCGAGACGUCAAUAGCCAUUGUAUGGCCUCCUGAGGAGACCUCUAGCAACGUGAAUCACGUCUCACAGGUGAUGGGCCCAGGAGCGACUGUUAACAGCAUCAUUGCAGCUAUGAGGAGCGACCAAAGUACUACAUCAAAUAAAACUAAAGAUGAACCAGAAAGACCAAAACCUCCAAAUGUUAAGAUAGCGACGAACUGGAAACUGGAACAACUCCAGUGACAAUGAACAACUUUUCAAGCCACUCGACCAGGUCAAACUCAAAGAUUAAUCCAUCCAAUUUACAUGGUUUGCGCAAAUUGGCUUUUGCCCAAGGUGACCUGAUAGCAUAUGCAAUUAUUGAGACAACGCUGGCUUCUUCAGGGAGUGGUGAAAAAUAGCAGGAACUUGGGAGGCGCAAAAGCAGGAGAGAAGAAAAAGAAUUUCAAGCGGAGAAACGCGAGAGGUAAAAAUCCAGCGCGGGAACUGGGGCGUGCGGAAAAGAGCGGGAAAACAAGACUGUCACGCAACGAAAAUGUUAAGAAGUGUCACUUUAAUAGAGGGCCUUUUAAGGCAGGCGUGGACUACAACAGAUUCAGCACGUAAAGAAUGCUGGACCUUACGUUGACGUUGAAUGACCGACGUGUUGAAAUUGGUUGGUAGUCGUGCAAUAAACGUCAUUGAAUAAAUAGAUCAAUAUAUGAAGACUUUUACCCUGAUACAUAGUUUUAAUGUAAAUUAGUAAUUUGGAAACUCUUUUGCUUGAGUAGCGCCAUCAGCUCUGGAUUGGGUUCUGGCCAAGUUCUUUAAUCAGCAGUUGGUCUCCUGGAAACAAGAUUGGUAUAACUUUGAAACUCAUGCCUGAUUAGAGGAAGGCCGAGGAUUUUUGCUCACUAAGAAGUUUCCUGUUUCACCUGGGGGAUGUCCACAUUACCUGCUAGUUUACCUGUAAAUAAAACUGAGUACCAAAAAUAAAUUAAAUUCCCCUGUUCACUUUGA